Messenger RNA from Hippocampus zosterae (dwarf seahorse), 1412 nucleotides. Its product is annotated as catechol O-methyltransferase domain-containing protein 1-like. The transcript is spliced from 7 exons. Gene Ontology annotation, molecular function: S-adenosylmethionine-dependent methyltransferase activity; O-methyltransferase activity. NCBI's taxonomy places the organism in Eukaryota, Metazoa, Chordata, Actinopteri, Syngnathiformes, Syngnathidae. The coding region runs from base 88 to 861 and encodes 257 amino acids. The record is from RefSeq and is a predicted model, not a curated record.
AUGAUGUCACGACGUGCAAAGUGCCAAGAGGGCGGAAGACUGUCCAACCCACCGCCAAGCGGCCGACCAGCUAGCUAGUCAGCCAUCAUGGCCUUCCGCGACAUAUCGAAAGAAGCACUCAUUGGGACCGCCACGCUCGGGGUUGUUUUUAUCACGGGAUAUUUGUUCGGGAAGUGGAAACCUUUCAGAAUGAACUUUUCCAAAAGUCAUGGCAGCGGGCAAAACAACCCACUGAUGCAGUACAUCUUGCGCCACUCCAUGAGGGAGCAUCCUGCCUUGGCCAAGCUCAGACUGAGGACACUGGAGCACAACGGAAACGCCAUGAUGGUCUCUUGCGAGCAGUCACAGUUCAUGGCCAAUUUGGUCCGACUGAUCAAAUCCAAGAAGGCCUUAGAGAUCGGAGUGUACACAGGUUACAACACUCUCAGUGUGGCUCUGGCAUUGCCUGAUGACGGCGUGGUGGUGGCGUGCGACGUCAGUGAGGAAUACGCUAACGUUGGCAAGCCGUUCUGGCAAGAGGCAGGAGUCGAGAAAAAAAUUGACCUGCGCAUUCAGCCAGCAUUGGACACACUGGAGGAGCUUUUGGCUGCCGGCGAGGCGGAAACUUUUGACUUUGCCUUUAUUGACGCCGACAAAGUAAACUACGACUCCUACUUCGAAAAGUCUCUGCAGCUGAUCAGAAAAGGCGGCAUCAUUGCCAUCGACAACGUGCUGUGGGGCGGCAGGGUGCUCCAACCCGCCGCGGACGACCACGAUACACUGGCCAUCGACAGGCUCAACAAGAAGCUGCACAGAGACGCUCGCAUCAGCCUGAGCAUGCUCACUGUGGGCGACGGCCUCACGCUGGCCAUCAAAUUGUAGGACGGGCGGCACCGACGUUAGCAGGCUGCUCGUUCCAAGGAGAAUCGUGUAGCUAUGAUGCACCGUUUGGUUUUACUCAAAACUAAAAUUUACCUCAUUUUGUAUUUCCUCAAAUAGUGGCCAGGGGGCGUUUGUUUGCUGAAAUGCAAAGAAUUGGGUGUCUUAAGGCAGUAGUUCUUAAACAGUUAAAAAAAUAAUAAUAAUACUUCUCGGCACCACUCUAAUGGCCAACAUUGAAAUAUCGAUGACUAAAUGAUUUAAUAUGUUUGUUUAUAAAUUUACCCCAAGUCUAAUGUUUUUAUAGACAUGAUUAUUUUUUUUUUGUGAUAGUAAUUGGCAUUUGUUAAGUAAAGUUAAGAGCCAGUUACAAUGUUCUGGAGUCGUAGCCUAAGUGAUAUAGAGUAUUGUGGAGAAGUGGGUUUAGGAGAGCGGGGGCCACUAUUCCAGGAAAUACAGCUUUAACAUGAAAAGUUUGAAUGUUUUUUUUUAAACAAAUUUGUAAUUACAAAAGCAAGGAACUCAUUUAUUUGAAAUAAAUUCCCUGGAUUGUU